Microstroma glucosiphilum is the source of this 1458-nucleotide messenger RNA. RefSeq names its product branched-chain amino acid aminotransferase II. The transcript is spliced from 3 exons. The record is from RefSeq and is a predicted model, not a curated record. Gene Ontology annotation, molecular function: branched-chain-amino-acid:2-oxoglutarate transaminase activity. Gene Ontology annotation, biological process: L-valine biosynthetic process; L-leucine biosynthetic process. Lineage: Eukaryota; Fungi; Basidiomycota; Exobasidiomycetes; Microstromatales; Microstromataceae. Bases 56 to 1321 code for a protein of 421 amino acids. Gene Ontology annotation, cellular component: mitochondrion.
CCAUUGCAACUGUUCAUACCCCUUUACCCACCUCGCAUCCUCACCAACACCAACGAUGACACGGCUGAUGAGCACCUCCAAUGGCCUGGCAGCAGCGACGACCGCAUCUGUCAAGCGAUCCAUGGUCGUACCCACCCCCCGCUUCUACUCGACCAAGAUCGAUCCCAUGACUGGCGAGCUGGCCCCGUCACCCGUACGAAGCCUCGACGCCUCAAGGCUGAAGAUCACCAACACCACCACUCCCCGUGACAUGCCUCCCUCAGAGUCGCUCAUCUUCGGCCACUCCUUCUCAGACCACAUGCUCACCAUCCCGUGGACCUCUACCGGAGGAUGGGCAGACCCCGUCAUUGGACCCUAUGCACCCCUCACACUCGACCCUUCCAGCGUAAUCUUCCACUAUGCACCUAGCUUGUUCGAGGGUAUGAAGGCAUACAAGGACAAGGAUGGCAAAGUCAGGCUUUUCAGGCCAGACAUGAACAUGAGGAGGAUGAACCUGAGCGCUGAUAGGAUCGCACUGCCAACAUUUGACGGAGGUGAACUCACCAAGCUCAUCAAGAAGCUCGUCACACUCGACUCGGCCUGGGUCCCCUCUGCACCCGGUCACUCCCUCUACAUCCGCCCCACCCUCAUCGGUACCCAAGCCGCCCUCGGCGUUAAUCAGACCUCCGACGCCCUCCUCUUCGUCAUCACUUCCCCCGUAGGACCCUACUACCCCACUGGCUUCAAGCCCGUAUCCCUCGAAGCUGACCCAGAGAAAGUCAGAGCCUGGCCCGGAGGUGUAGGACAGUACAAGCUUGGUGGUAACUACGCACCGGGAAUCAAGACGCAGAAGGAGGCAGCUACAAGGGGAUACCAGCAGUGCCUGUGGCUCUUUGGAGAGGAGCAGUGGCUUACCGAGGUGGGAACAAUGAAUCUCUUCAUUGUCAUCAGGGGAGAAGAUGGAGUCAGCGAGCUCGUGACACCGCCUCUGAACGGUAUGAUCCUUCCCGGAGUAACAAGAGACUCCAUCCUCUCCCUCAGCCGCGCACACAGCAAUGGACAGACCAACAUUCCCGGUCUGCCCAAGCAGCUGCGCGUAGUCGAGCGCGAGAUGAGCAUCCACGAGCUGCAAUCCCAUGCCGAAAGGGGUUCUCUGCUGGAAAUGUUCGGCGCGGGAACAGCGGCGGUAGUGAGCCCCGUGGAGCGAGUGGGUUACAAGGGACGGGAUAUCAUGAUUCCUACUGGUGAGGGAGGAGCAGGAGAGGUAGCCAAGGCUAUGCUUGCCGAGAUUGAUCUGAUUCAGAGGGGAGGAAAGGAGCACCCUUGGUCCGUCGUCUGCUAGAAGGACAUCGCACACUGCAUCCUCUUUCCGAUCGGCUGCCUCUUUCUCGUCUUUGUCUUUCUGCAGAAAUUCCGAUAGACUUCUUUCCAUCUUGCUUCUGUAGCUUCGCACAAUACAAUGUAAGGAUUUAUCCACGA